Tribolium madens (black flour beetle) is the source of this 1118-nucleotide messenger RNA. Its product is annotated as serine/threonine-protein kinase mos. Lineage: Eukaryota; Metazoa; Arthropoda; Insecta; Coleoptera; Tenebrionidae. Gene Ontology annotation, biological process: protein phosphorylation. Bases 87 to 1118 code for a protein of 343 amino acids. The transcript has 5 exons. Gene Ontology annotation, molecular function: protein kinase activity; ATP binding. The record is from RefSeq and is a predicted model, not a curated record.
CAAAAAGUUUUAGUACGCCUGCUAGCUAUUUCCUCAGUAAAAGAAUCAUAAUUAAAGUUUAAUAAAUUGUAAACUUAAAUAGAAAAAUGUCAACGCCAAUAAAAUCAGCAUCAUCACUUUUACUAAAUACAAGAUUUGUUUCGCCAAGACGUCCCAAAUUAUUGUCACCGUUGGAAAACAAAAUUCAUUACACGUCCACUCCCAAAAGAGUUCCAAAGCAAAGCUUGAACUUUUCAAAAGAAUUACAAGUGCAAAAAUCUGUUAAAAAUAAUACGAUACAAAUAAAAGUAACUCAAGAAACCGACUGCGAAAACAGUUUAAUCAUUGAUUCUCCAUAUAAAUCUGAGUUACUGAAUUACGGCUUGAGUAAGUAUGAUCUUCUAUAUAUUCUGGGCAAAGGAUCAUUUGGCACAGUUAUUAAAGGAAAUUAUCAUGGUAAAACUGUUGCCGCAAAAAUUAUUAAAUUAAAUAAAUCCACUGAUUUCAUAAACGAAUCAAAUGCCCUUAGUCUUCAUCAUGAAAAUAUUAUUACAAUUCUUGAUAUAAUUGUUAGUAAGAAAUAUGCUCUUGUGAUGAUGGAAUAUAAUAAGAAUUCAAAAAACUUACAAAAUGUCAUAGAUGAUGCUGAUACAGUUUUGGACCGAAAUGCCAUUGUCAGAUUUAGCAAAGAUGUUGCAAAAGGUUUAAAGUACUGCCAUGAAAAUAAUGUCUUGCAUUUAGACAUAAAACCGAAAAAUAUACUGCUCUGUGAUAACAAAGUUUGUAAAAUUUGUGAUUUUGGCAAUUCUGUGAAAGCAUCAAAUGCAACAGAAAUGUGCACAUUUCAGGGAACAGUGGCAUACACGGCACCUGAAAUUUUAAGAGGAAAAUUACCAAACACAAAAAGUGAUAUUUAUUCUUUAGCUAUCCUUAUAUGGCAGAUGAUUCAUCGAAAGUGCCCUUAUGAAUUUCUAAAUAGUGAAGUGAUAAUUUACAAAGUUGUGAAAUUUAAUUUUCGGCCUCCUUUGGACACAAAGGAUGAAACUUUGUCACAACUAUGUUGUUUAUGUUGGGAUGAAAAUUUAAAUAAAAGGCCAAGUGCUGCGCAAAUAGUCGAUUUAUUAAAUAAUAAUAAUUAA